UGUCCCUCGCGGCUGGCGCUGCUGCUGCUGCUGGGCGUGAUGCUCCCGGCGGCCCGAGGCACCGGGGGAUACUACCCGCGCUUCUCGCCCUUCUUCUUCCUUUGCACGCACCACGGGGAGUUGGAAGGGGACGGCCAGCAAGGCGAGGUGCUCAUCUCCCUCCACAUUGCUGGGAACCCGACCUUCUAUGUGCCGGGACAGGAAUACCACGUGACUAUUUCAACAAGCACCUUUUUUGAUGGCAUAUUGGUCACGGGACUUUAUACAUCUACCAGUGUUCAGACUUCGCAGAGCAUUGGCGGGUCCAGUGCAUUUGGAUUUGGAAUAAUGUCUGAUCACCAAUUUGGAAAUCAAUUCAUGUGCAGUGUGGUUGCAUCACAUGUCAGCCAUCUUCCAACCACAAAUCUCAGUUUUGUUUGGAUUGCUCCUCCUGCAGGAACAGGCUGUGUGAAUUUUAUGGCUACUGCUACUCACAGAGGUCAAAUUAUAUUCAAGGAUGCCUUAGCCCAACAGUUAUGUGAACAAGGAAGUCCAACAGAAGCUCCCUUACAUCCUCUUUUAGCUGAGAUGCACAGCAACAGCGUUAUAUUACGAGAUGACUUUGAUUCUUAUCACUUGCAAGGAUUGAAUCCUACCAUGUGGUUUGAAUGUAGCAACUGUGAGGUUGGAGAACAAUGUGGUGUAAUUAUGCAUGGCAAUGCUGUCACUUUUUGUGAACCAUAUGGGCCAAGAGAACUAACUACCAAUGGCCUUAACACAACUACAGCUUCUGUGCUCCAGUUUUCAAUAG
Messenger RNA from Python bivittatus (Burmese python), 790 nucleotides. Lineage: Eukaryota; Metazoa; Chordata; Lepidosauria; Squamata; Pythonidae. The record is from RefSeq and is a predicted model, not a curated record.